UGAAAGUGUUGUCGUGUUGAUGCGAUGGAGCGAGUAAAAUCUACUCAGCAGCCAAGCGGCCACGGCUACUAACCAAGUUUUAAAAAUUUUCAAACUUUUGAAAAGCUGAGCAUUUCCCGCACAGAAUCCCAUGAGGUCAUGACAUCAAAAUUCCACGAACCCUAAACCCCCAAAUUUCAGAAAUUCCUAAAUUGACUGACCUAAGAAACGAUUGCUUUGUAAAAAUGGCGUCAAAGGAUGCUGAUGAGAAGUGCAGCAACUCUAAAACAGAAGAAACAAUUGCUUUGGAGAAGAAGCGUUCAAAAUCAAGGAGAGUAAGCUUCGCUGAAACCACUGCUAUACACUUGUUCAUCAGAGAUGAAGAUUGUGAGACACCUCCCGCGGUUGAGGAAUCCAGUGCCCGCAUUCAGAGGAGUGACAGUGACGAGAUUAGGGAGUUGCUUGUUACUGAUUCUGACUCUGAUGAUGAUAAGGAUAGGGUUUCUCUCGAGCCCUCUUUUUUAAGGCCUUUGGAAUCACCGUCUCCUGGCAGUUACUUCGGUUCCGCUACCUCUAAUGAUGAAGAUAAUUUUUUUGGACCUGUAUCCGCUGAUUUUAUUAGACCUGGACGAUUAUCAGAUUCAGCGGUCUCCGAGGACAAUCAUGAUGUAACUAUGGAUUCAACGGCUUUCUCUAUGCACUUCCGUAGUCUAGCAAGAUCAGAGUCAGGAGGAGAGUUUAAAACACCAACUGGAGCCCGUCUAGCAUUUGGAGAGAGAACUUUUGGUCAAAUUUCUACGAGUGGUGGGGAUUCAAUGGUUUUGACUGCUUCCAAUAAGCGAGUCUCUGAUUCUGUUCUUGCUGAGACAGUUAAUGGCAGUGGCAAUUCAGAUGAUAUGAGUGUUGUGGGGGAACACUCUCGCAUAUAUGAUUAUGGGGAGCUACCUCCUGAACUAGAUAUAUUAUUGGCCGAUGACGGCAAGGAUAAGGGGGCCUCUCACACAAGUCAGUUUGAACAUUCAAAUCCUAUUCAACACGAUAAACGGGAUGCAGGAUCUUGUUUAAACCCAAGUGGAGUUGAACUUUUAAGUUCCAGUAAUAGAGAAAUUGAUGCCCAACUUGGUUUAAAUGUGGAAAAGGCAUCUGAUGGUGCAAUAUCUGCAAUUCAAGUCAUUCUUGACAAAGGAAAUGAUGGUAUUCCUGUAAAACUAUCUAAGGAUCGGACUAACUCUCCAAAUGUUAUGCCAGUUGACGAAAAUGACCAUGAAAGGCAAGAUGCUGUAGAACUUAGUGGGAACUUUCAAUCUCCUCUGCCUACUUCACACUCUCACUUAAAUCACGAUCAACGAAUUGCGGGUUCGGUUUCUUCAAUUCUUGAGGAACGUAGACAGAUAUUUAGGGUCUUGCCAAUUGAUGAAUCAAACUUAAUUUUGUCUGAAAAGAGGAUUCAUGAAGGUAGUAAACAUGUUUUGAGCGCAUCAACUCUUGAAAAAAGUGUUUCCAGAGUCAAAAGACACACUUUUCCAUUUACUUCUGCUUCAAAGGCCGAGAGUAAUGCUUCAAGAUUAAGGACUUUAGAUUCUGUGACACGCUCCUUAAUCAGAAAUAAUUCUUUGAGAACAAAUAGCAAAGACUUAUUGAUAGAACAUAUGGCUGCUCCAGUUGCUUGCUUGGAUGAGCAGUUUUUGAAUGUUGCUGGGGAUGAUGGUGAAAUUGAAAGCAUGGGAAAGAUAAGUAAAUCUAAUAUGAAGACCUUGGGAGAUUUACAGAAUGCUAAUUACAUAGAGGCUAAUGAUGCAGAAAUGUCUUCUUUGAGUGCAACUGUGGGUUCCCAUGAUGAUUCUGCAAAGUCUUCUGUUAGCAGGUCUCCUCUGGCACUUUCAACAGAAAAACAAUUCAAUCCAAGUGUGUCAAGAGUCACCCACACCAAAGAAAUUGCAUCAAUUACUGGAAGUGAUUGCUUUUUGCUGGAGAUAAGUUCUAAUGUUUUGAAACAUAACUUGGAUUCUGUAAAAUCUGGGGACUCUACUUUUUUUCCUACGACCAAUGUGGGAAAGAUGGUGUCAGCUUCUCCACUAUAUCAAGAAAGUCUUUCUAAGAACCCGAACCAACAGGUUGGAUCCAACUUAAGCCUAAGCCGAGUUGUGAAACAGAUGGUGGUAGAUGACUUGGGUUCCAGAUCCAAAAUUAACAGUCCUUUGGUUACUGAAAGCAAAAAUGAGGCUGAGAGGUCUUCGUCUGAUUUAAAACAUUUUCAAACUGUUUCCCAUGCGAUGCAAAAUGAUGAGUCAACACUUAGAAAUUUUCAUGGUUUCCCUGGAACAUUCACAUGCUCCGAACAUGCUUUAAUUGAUAAGGCUUCAGAUCUAGGUGAAUUAGUCAUCAAUAGGGCCAAUAUCGGAACUGGAACAAUGUCUAUGAGGGCUUUUCCAGUGGAAGACAUGAAACCUGUUACUGGAGAUGUUAAUCCAAUGAAAUUACCUAUCCAGGUGUCUGAGAGUUCUAAAGGAGAGCUAUCUUAUAGCUUGAUACAGAAAAAACCAUGUUUGACAGAUGAUACUAUUGUGCAUCCUUUUUCUGGCAACAGAAUCUUGACUCCUAGAUCUUACCCUUUUAGCAGUGUAGAUGAUGAAAAUGAUCAGCCGGUGUCAGAAUCACCUAAAAUAUAUGAUGCUGAUCGUCCAUCUUCUUUAAAAAGGAAACUCUUUGACAAAGCCAAGUAUGAUAAUGAUGAAAUCACAGCAUUUCAGCAUAAGCCAAAGUUUUCUAAAGAUCAGAAGCAAGGAAAUGUCAAGGAAGCACGAAACAUAGGAAGUGAUUCAACAGCAAGAGAUUGGGUUGAUGUUUUUACCAGUUUCCUGGGUAUGACCAAACUAUCACCUGCCUUGAUUAACAAGUUGAAUUUGACACAGAUCAGGAUGCUUGAUGAAAUUUUGGUCCAUCUAGACAAGAUGAGAAGUUAUGAGCUGCUUUAUCGUGACAUAUGCUCUCAGGAAGCAUUCAAGAUUGCAAACUAUCAACAAACAAAAAGAUUGGCGGAUAUGAAGUUGCUUCUUUAUAGAACUCUGUAUCAAAAAGCAAAAGUACAGCUAAUGCAUCUCGAGCGUGAAAAGUUAUUGGUCCAACUUCGUCAAUUGGAUUCUAAAGUUGAAGAAUCAAACAUGUUGAUAUCAAGUUCUCAUGGUUCUCAAAUAAAUAGUCAGAAGGAUAUUGAAAUAGAUUCCUUUUUACCUGUAUCUUGUCUGGUUGCUGCUGAAAUUCCUUCAUUGAGGAAGGAGCUAGAAGUAUCAGAAAAAAGCAUAAGGAACUUGCAUGAUUCCUUUCAUACAUACAUCAAGGAUGUGAAAGAACUAACCUGCACUGAAACAACUGUGUGUAUUAAAAACUUACUGAAUAAGAGGGUUGCAUGUCGAUCACUGCGAUCAGAACUUCAGUUAUGUCAAGUUGGGAGCAUAACGGCUGUGGAUGGAAAACGUAAUAUUCUUUUUGACCAUGGUUGCAUAAUGUCCCAGAGGUUCAUGGUGAAAUCUGUCUCUAAUGGUUUAUAUAUUUCAAAUACAUUGGAUGAUGUGAAAAUCUCUAUGAUGUCCAUUGGUGAUGUCUACACUGCAUUUUCAUUUGUUUUACAUAGUGAAACUAAUCUUGCAUACUCUGGCUUGGAAGUUAUUGCACAAGAAGUACAGAAAACCACUUCACUUUUGCAUACUCUGCUAGAUGUUGUUGAAGAAGUUUGUCUAGCUAUGGUUGAACUAAAAAAUCUUACUGGCUCCAAGUUUUUGCAGCCAUCAGCAGGAAAGCUCAAUUUGCAAUUGAGUUUCACCGAUUUCAACAGUGGUGCAAGAGUGGUUUUGAGUGUUGACGUCACUUGUUUGAAAUGGAGACAGUUUGGUAUUUGAUAAGAGGAUAUUGAUGGCUAAAGGGUGGAAGUGCGUUAGUGAGUUGUAAAUGAGGUGGAUCAAAAGCGUACAUAAGAAACGAUGAACAAUAGUGGGAGUUUGGGACCUUCACAACAAUAAAAUGUUAUCUGUUUCUGAAACUACUAGGGUUUAAUACUUCUAAACCAGAUCCAUUAUUUGAUGUGAAUUGUAACAAGUUUAUAUUAUUAUUGACUUUGUAACCUAGUCUAUUGAAUCCAUAUUCUCAACUUAGCUUCUAGAAGUGAUAGGACUAUUUGAAUUUAGAUGUACCUUGAUAAGCAUGUUGAUCAAGGUUCAUAUUUCAAGCUCACGUCAAUUUGUAUUGGGUCGAAAUAAAUAGAUUUGGGUUGGAUCACGUUACCCCACAGUCUAAGGCGAGCCACUGUCACUUCCCACUUGUUCUGACUUUGUUCUAAACAUUUGGAAAUGCUGUUUUACUAGGGCUUAAUAGGUUUCACGAUUCGCUAUAUUUGCAAGGGCAUAUUGCAUAUUAACUUCAAUUAUUCAUGGAGAUUACUUUCUGUUGAGCAGGGGAUUAUAUCCUUCACAGGUU
Molecule: messenger RNA, 4449 nt
Organism: Amaranthus tricolor (Joseph's coat)
Lineage: Eukaryota; Viridiplantae; Streptophyta; Magnoliopsida; Caryophyllales; Amaranthaceae
Exons: 16
Coding region: 225-3875 (1216 amino acids)
Source: RefSeq, a predicted model, not a curated record